This is a messenger RNA of Mus musculus (house mouse), 874 nucleotides long. It is a transcript of the gene Upk2, whose product is annotated as uroplakin 2. The record is from RefSeq and is marked validated. Gene Ontology annotation, cellular component: plasma membrane. NCBI's taxonomy places the organism in Eukaryota, Metazoa, Chordata, Mammalia, Rodentia, Muridae. The transcript is spliced from 5 exons. Bases 62 to 616 code for a protein of 184 amino acids.
AUUGGCCCCAGGAAACCCCAGCCUGUCAGCACCUGUUCCAGGAUCCAGUUCCCAGCGCAGUAUGGCAUCCACACUGCCUGUCCAGACCUUGCCCCUGAUCCUGAUUCUGCUGGCUGUCCUGGCUCCGGGGACUGCAGACUUCAACAUCUCAAGCCUCUCUGGUCUGCUGUCUCCGGCGCUAACAGAAAGCCUGUUAAUUGCCUUGCCCCCAUGUCACCUCACGGGAGGUAAUGCCACAUUGAUGGUCCGGAGAGCCAACGACAGCAAAGUGGUUAAGUCAGACUUUGUGGUGCCUCCAUGUCGCGGGCGCAGGGAGCUUGUGAGCGUGGUGGACAGUGGGUCUGGCUACACCGUCACAAGGCUCAGCGCAUAUCAGGUGACAAACCUAACACCAGGAACCAAAUACUACAUAUCCUACCGAGUACAGAAGGGGACAUCCACCGAGUCCAGUCCAGAGACUCCCAUGUCCACGCUUCCUCGAAAAAACAUGGAGUCUAUUGGGUUAGGAAUGGCCCGGACAGGAGGGAUGGUGGUCAUCACAGUGCUGCUGUCUGUGGCCAUGUUCCUGUUGGUCGUGGGUCUUAUUGUUGCCCUGGCACUGGGUGCCCGCAAAUGAGAAGGGCUCUCCUGCAUCCCAGGCUCCUCCAAGAAGUCCAGCCUGCCUCCUGCCAGGCUGUAGUCACUGGCUUCUCAGUGGCUUUUCUUCCCUCUCCCCGCCCCCUCCUCGAGUCCACUCCUGACAGUGCCCCCUCCCUGCUCCCUGUCUCACCUUGCAGCACUCCCUGCUAGCCCCACUGCAAUCCUGCCAACACUGAUUUAUCUCUUAACUGUACUUAAUUCUCACAAUAAAGGCUGACCCACGUAGUAUGUCUCA